Pocillopora meandrina is the source of this 17093-nucleotide messenger RNA. The record is from the annotation of a GenBank genome assembly. NCBI's taxonomy places the organism in Eukaryota, Metazoa, Cnidaria, Anthozoa, Scleractinia, Pocilloporidae.
AUGGCAGUUUUGGUGAAAACUUGUUGCUGUGGCUGCAGCCUCCGUAAAGAUGUUCUUAUUCUCGGAAUCUUAGGCCUGGUAAGUUGCAGCAGUUAUCAAUCGUAUAAAUAUCUGAAAUAUCCUUCUGCUUUUCACACCCUCGUAGUGAUAGUACCUGGUUUAACGAUUUUCACUAUUUCGUACAAAUCGCGAACUUUAAGUUCUGGGAAAAGCAUGCUCAGAGCAAAGAUUAGCCACGCGGAAUUUUAUUACGUCGCGUUGAAUAAUUACACGAAUAUUACUGCAUAAUUUUUAAAAUGUUUUUUUCUGCUCAAUAACGGCUAUAUUUUUACCAGUAAAAUGUCGUAGAAAAUAAUUUGUCAACGUCAACGCAGAGACAUAUGCGCAUUCUGAAAUUUUAGGACAAAUGAACAAUUCAGUACAAACUUUUCAGUAUUCGGUCAAAAACGGGCAUUCAAGAAUAAAUUGUUUCACGGAAAAAUUAGAUGUUGCAGCUGCAACUAAUACUUUGAAGUAAAGAAAUGAUCCUCGUUGUUGACCUACUGAUAAAGAAAAGAAGCUGGGGAAACUUCAGACUUCAACAGCAUUCGAAGGUUUACCUCUCAGAUACAAGUCAUUCGCCGCCAUCAAUUGAGUUACGAAUCUUCAUGAAUGGAGCGAGACGAAUUCCAUCGGGUUCUUCGUUCCUUUAAAGGAAUCUGAUUUUACAAUAGAAAUCAUAUUUUGAUCUUGGGAUGAUAUUAAAGUAAAGACUCGAUCAAUGCAGGUGAACUGUUACUAAAGAAACUGAAGUACGGAAGACCUCGUGGCUGGUGUGACGCGGCCUUUCGUUUCGGCCAAUAGACUAUCGGAUAACUUUAGGAAUUUUUGAAGCUAACUCGUAACUCGUUGCACUUCGCGCUCACAGUUCGAGAAUUCAAGAUGUUCCUCUAUAACAGAAGGAUUUUCAACCGCAGUUUUACUAGUUACAAUUUUUUCAAAAAUCAUAAGAGAAGAAGCCGGAAAAAUGAAACCACACACGAUUCGAACGCAGCACUUUCAGCUGGGCCCCCCUUCAACUGUGCAAUGAAAUAGCAUAUUCUGGAAGUGUAAUCAUAGAGAAUAACACAUAGGCGCGCUUAGAUACGGAAUUUCUCUUUAAGUGUGCAAUUCGAUAGCUCACGAGUGAGAUAUCGAGUUGAACACUCAAAAAAAGAAACUCCAUAUCUACAAGCAACCAUGUAUUGUUUACUUUAUUAUAUAAACACAAUAGCCCUUCACUGACAAGAAAAGUCGACUUAAUUAAUUAGCGAAUCGACAAUUCCUGACUAAAAGUUGUAAAGUGAGUUUGCGCUUAGGCUGAAGAUGAAAAAUGCUUUGAGUCAGUAUAAAAACAACAAUGGGCCUAGUUUUAAUACACAAAAUUCUCAGUUACCGACUUUGUCCUUAGCGACAGAAGAAAUCUUUCAGGUACUACAUCGAUGUUGAGGGUUCGAAUUGAUCGGCACACAAAUAUGUGCAUUCCAACUCGUCACAAAUGACUCAAGUUAGUUUGAAAUUCAAACCUUCGUAUGUUUUUCUGGUUAAUUCAAAAGAGAGCAAUCUAUAUUAGCUGUGUUAUAUCAAAUCUGAUCUGUAGUCGCGUUUCUUUUUAUAUUUCAGAUUGCAUCAGCUUAUUCAAUUUAUCAACACAGUCAGUCCAUCAAAGUUUACUUGAAACAUCUAGAGGAGAACGGUGACGAAAUCAGCCAAGAUUUACAUUUCAGCAAAAAGCAUUUCCUGGGUAUUAAAGUGUACUUUUGUCUUGUUCCGUAAAAUCUGUUAAAAAGAACACAUGUUUGGCUAGGAUGAAAAUAUUUCCAUUUGUAGGAUCAUACGUAAAAUUGUGUGGGGUUUCUUUAUAAUUAGUGACGCCAAUAUAUAUUUUACAUAGUUGUUAACACUAAAUUACCUGCUAUAUUUUACAUUGGUUCGUGAUCUUGUGUGAAAAUGAAAGUUCCACAAAUAAUUUUUAGAAAUGUUUAAACCUUUUUCUGCAAAAUGAACCUUCCCAGUCAGACAAGGUUCUCUCGCAUUUUCUGAUUAUAUUUUCACUGAUUAAUUGAUUGAUGCACUUUUUUUUAAUGAUUAUCUCUAAAUAAAGCGAUCAUCAGAUUGGCUUAUGUUUCCCUGGUAUUCGGAGUCAUCUCACUGUUGGUGAACCUGUUGUUUCUGGGAUCCUGUUGCUCAGUAAGUCCAACGCACUAAUUCUAAGCACGUAACUUUGGCGUGUAACUGAAAAGAAUUUGAGAAGAUUAAAGAUUAUGAUAAAAUUUAUCUCAGAGGUACACAAUAAUUCUUCUUCUAGAAAUUUAAAACUAGCCGGUACAGUAGGCAAUGAAAACGGCUUUUCUAAGUCAAAAGUCAUUAAUUAAGGUUUUGUUUCGCUGAAUAGUUUUUGUAGGUUUGUUUGUUUUUUCUUUCAUUUUUAUGCAUUAGAUAAACGAUAGUCUCUAUUUGGCGCAAAAAUAUGCACGGAUACUCGGCAGUAAACAUGAUCUCUUCCGUGAGGGAAACCGUGAGCCUCGAGGAGCAGAUAAUACCAAGGAUAUGUAUACGAGCAGCGGAGGUCGUUGUGUUUAUUAUCUUUAAAAUAAUUUUUGCAACUUUCAACGCGCGAAAAAAUGUUUUCGAACAACUGGCUAUUUGCCGCGUGAAAUGUUCACUUUCAGUGCUCUUUGGUACGACUUUAUGAACAAACAAACCUCUCGUCUUGUAACAAUACCUAAACACCUUUUUCGUCUUGAAUUUGAUUGUGAAUAAACGCCUUCAUAGUCGUUGAUGUAUGGUUUGAAAAAUGGGGAGUAUUACAAUCAUAUGAUGUGUUUAGACCAAUCGCGCGUCAGAAAAGCUUUGAUAGUAGUGUAUUCGAAUGAUUAUCUUACAUUAAUUCAAUGCUUAAAAAAAAAAUGAAAAAAAUGCUUAUGUGACAGUAAAACACAAAUCGUCAAAUUUGCGGUUUUCGCUUUAAAUUACCGAUUUUUCGUUUUGACUCGACCCAAACAGUCGCAGCUUGGAGCGCUGACUUUUAUUCAUUUAUUUAUUUGUAAGUUUACGUCACUGGUCAUUGUUCUUUUUCGUCGCAGGGUGACAAACAUUUGGUAUUUCCUUGGCUUGGGUGGAGCAUCUUCGAGCUCUUUUUCAGUUUUGGAGUGAUAAUAUUUUACAUUGCCAUCUGGAUUGGGGUAAAUUGAAACAACCUUUUCUUUUGUAUAAAGUAUUAGUAGAGAGCUUUUCAACAAACUUAACAUGAUUUCUGUUUCCUUCUAUGUUACAGUUUUCCGUGUUUUCAAUUAUUGACAUCACUGUAUGGUUGCUGUCGGAUUAGGGCUGGAAUGAGGUACGAUAGUGCGACCAGAAUGUCUCACUUACGAUCUGCAAUAAUUUCCCAUCUGAGCCCCAAACAUCAGUUCUUUUCCCUAAAGGUAUUAUUUAAUAAAUAACGAACAGCAUUUCCAUCUCAGCGUAUCCAGACUGAUAGUUCGACUUGAGAAUUCUUUUAUCUGAACGACUACCUUUCCUGCGAAGUAAUUUUUUAGCUGUGGAGUGGCUAGGUUCAAACUGCUCACUUCUACUCUGCCUCUCAGUUAACCUUGGGCUGCGCUUUCUGAAUGGUCAACUGGUUUGCCUGCGAGCGACUGAGACUUUUUUCAACAAUUAACGAUCCAUUUCAAGAGAUUAUAAACUAUUUUCUCUCAUCCACUUAUUCUACUUGGGAAUGAAAUUUAAGUAACCCAACGACCACAUUGUAACCUGCAAGAAAGAAACAAAGCCAACUAGAGUCAGUCAGCAAGGCGAGCACGCGAAAGGUCUAUUAGAGUACUGUUCGGGAACCUCUCUCACGUGCGCUCACAUUGAUAUCGCUCGCUGGCUCGAAAGGUGCAGUCCUCGCCUCUCGCGUCACACUGCCAAUGAGAGCAUGCUCGCAGGCUAACCACAUAGUAUACAUAUAUCAAAAUAAUUUUUUACAUUUGUACAAGGAUAAGAUAAAGCAAGCCCAUUUGUAAUGAUUUAUUGAAGAAGUUUUUUUUUUCUCUUUCUUUCUUUCUUUCUUUCUUUUACUUUUUUUUAUCAUUUCACAAGCUGGAAUGAGACCCCCUCCAUACGCAGUAUUCCAUAAGGGCACUGUGUAAACUCAACAGAACAUUGUGACUGUCCCAAGUGAUUACUGAUCAUCGUUUUAAUUUGAAAUUUUUAGAAAGGCUAACUAGUUUGAACUGAGUUUAACUGUGGAGAAUAUUUCUCUCUGAUUGAUUGCGAGUAGGAUUAAGAGAGCGGUAAUUAUUUAACGUCUGGGGUGGGUCGGAGGACUCUGCACUAUUCUGAUGACAACCCCCCUCCCCCCACUCGUUGCAGUAAAUUUUUUAUCGUCACCCCCGCUGUGUUGGCGACGAAUAAUACCCAAUCUGUUCCCCUUGAAAAAUUGUGAUCCCCUAGAAAAAAAAACUCUACCCACUCCCUCCCCAUGAGUAUACGAGGAUAAACAAUGACUGAUCCCUUACGGUUCUAGGGAAAAUUUAUAUCUGAGGAGUUCACACUAAAAUGUAUUUUGAAAGGAAUUUCUAACCAAAAUAUAUAUAACGUCAUAUGAAUUUUAAGGUGAUUGUGGGAUAGUUCAGCCUUUGAAGAGAAGUAAUAUGGAACAGUUAUUUUGGAUUUUCAUCGCUGUUAUAAGAUAACUGAAGUUAAAGGGUUAAAAUAUCCAAAGUAAUUCGAAAAACUAGCUUCUUCGAAGCUUAAAAGGAUAACGCAGAUGUAUAUUGUAAAAGUAAAAUGGCGGAGACGUUUUGCAUUAUGGUACAAGGGUUAACUUUUGUUAAGAGCCCUACAACAAUCUGCUUUUUGGUAAACUCGUUGACUUUUACAUAUUGCUAAAAAAAAAAAAAAAAAUUAAAAAAAGGCUCAGAAAAAAAACUGCUUUUGAUAUUACCAUUUAUUUUUUUCUCUGAGGGCACGGGAACGAAUGUUACGAUCUGAUUGGUUUUUAGCACGGCCCGUAUUUUCCUAUCUCUGCCACUGGCAACGGUAACGCCUUCGUGAGUCGCUGAGUACAUUCCUACCUUCGUUGCCAUUUUCAUAAACAUAUCUCAUUUUUCUAGUAUUUUUAAGCAAAGAAGUCGGUCAGAAGCUCAAGCCGAUAAUUAACUAAUUAGUCCUCUCUUUCCUCUCUCUUAAAUCACUUUGGUUGACAGAAAAAUAUUGGUUUCAGAAUGAAUUAGUAUAAGCAAAAGUCUCAUAAAAUUGGUUAACAAGCGGCCUGGAAGUUAAAGCUAAAAUGUGAGGUAUUUGGUUACUAUUGAAUUAAUCGAUAAAAUGAUUUGUUCGUAGUAAAAGGGGAGCAAAGUUUUAAGUUCUUCUACAAAGAUGCUUUCGGUGAGUCUUUGCAAUUCCGUUCAAUUUAGACAUUUGUACCGUAAAUUACUCCACAGAAACCGAAGGAAUUAAAUGAGAAAAAGCCGCUAAAAAUCCCCUUGUGUCUGGUUGAAGUACCUCAUUUGAAUUUGGUUCUUGGGGAAGAAAGACCAGAUUUACACACGUCAUUGCAGUAAACAAACUCUCACAACUUUGAAAAAUUUGAAUUACUGACAAUUACUUUCCUUGCCAUUAACUUACUGAGGUUUUAAACAAUCUGUCACAAUCUGAUUCCUGUUAAUUAGAGAGCGGCUCAGGAAAAAAAAAAAAAAAAAAAAAAACGGAACCAGUUUCACAAGGACUGUCACGACUAUAUUUUCGUCAAAAACAGUCAAUUAUCUCACGGAAAGUGUCAUUCACUCUCAUCGACGAUUAAAUAACGGAUAAUGUACGAAGAUUUACCUCGAUUCAGUAAGUAAAUGGCAAGGGAAGUAAUUGUACGUAAAUUCAAAUGUUUUUCAUUUUGAAGUUGUGAGAGUUUACUCAUUUGUUUAGAUUGUUCCAAAGUUUGUUAAAGAUAUAUAUGUGUAUAUUUAGGAAGUCUGCAAGUCGAUUUUCGCGUGGAACAGUGCUCAAUACGUUGAAGCAGAGCAGAAUAAAUAUUAUGAAUUAUAAAUAUUAUAUAUUAUUUAAUUUAAACCCCUGAAGAUUGAAGCGAUUCACGAAACAGGCUUGUCGGGAAAUGUAGUUGCGUCCUUUUUUCCUCUCAUAAUAUUUAUGUAUAUAUAUAUAUAUAUAUAUAUAUAUAUAUAUAUAUAGUUGUGAAUGUACAGCCUGUUUUCAUACUUGUAAACGUGUCAACUAAACAAAUUACGACGUCUAAAAAUACACCUCCUCAAAGGAAUGAAGUCGUCAGCGGAGAUGGAAAUUGUUUUCACCGAGCUCUUGCUCUUUUGAAUGAUGAAAUAGGCCAUGAAAAAUACGAGGAUAUCCCUAGGUCAAGUGAUAGUUUGCUUGAGAAAAAUCCAAAGGUUUUUGUGCUGCUGCUUUUCUCAUCGAACUCCCUACGGAAGAAAGGAAAUAUCACGGAAAACCCGGCAGAAAACGUGGGCAAAUAUAUUGAAAUUAGAACAUCGGUUCUUUAGCAACCCAUUUGUACCUACGCAUCCAUGCAAAAGAAAGGGUUCAGUUUUGCGCCGAUUAUUAACGCUGUUUCGUUCCUACUUACCACAAAAAAGAAGCAAUCUAGGUGUUAAAUCACUUAAAUGAAUUACAACAACAUUAAGUGCCCAUGUACACUAUUUUAAUCUCCUGUUACCUUGAGGUAACUUUUGUGGCGCUCUUUUAAAUUACCAAGCCGAGAAAUAAAAUCCAGGAGUAUAUUCAACACACUUGAAUAAACAGAAGAGGCUUUACUAGGUUAUUUCUUGGCAAUUUCUAGCUAAUAUUUCUUAGUUUAGGGACCAUCAGGCGACGUCAAUUUCACAGUAAACUUUUCGCGCCUAGAAAAGUUAAUCGGUAGAUUUUAGGACAUAUUUCAUGGUUGUUCAAACAAAAACUUACGCUUCCCUCGUAUCGCAAUGAUCUUAAUCCAUGCGUGAUAAAACAGCGGCGGAAAAAAGGUUUUUUUUUAGACGACGAAAUAACCUCUCGCUAUCCAUUUCUUUCUGACGACUUGCAAUGUUUGCCCUGUGCCGGUCCAGUCUGUGCAACAUUUUGGAGUCUUGGAGAGUUUCCAAAGGCUUUCAAUAGUUAUUCAGCAAUUAAGGUUACAAGCUUUCAUUAUUUGUAGCCAGGUGUUACGAGUGUCAGUGUAGAGCAGGGUUGCUCCCAGACAAAUCUCAGGAUCGUCGGUAACAGCGAUAAACUGAUUUACUUCUCGACUUCUUGAUUUUACUUCGCGACUUUACAGCACAAAGCUUCACACUUCUCUCUCUCUCUUUUUUUUUUUUUGAUGAAACUAACGCUCUUAUAUACAUUAAGUCCAAGGGUUUAGAAAAUUCUCUAAAGAACUAAAUUAAGAAUUUAACUAAGAUUAACACCUUUUCUAAAUCUGAGUAAUUACAUAAGAAAUAGAACGUUCCAGAGUAUUCUUAUAUAAGAACGUCACGGCUGGAUGACUUCGGGUUUUAGAGUGAAGAAAUGUAAAAUGGUUUCCGUGUUUACAUAGCCUGAUGUAAACACUUGGGAGGUUGGUAGAACACUCGAUAAGCUGGAAACCACUCCGCUUCGUGUCGUGGUUUCCUACGCUUAUCUCGUUAUCUCGUUUACAUAGCCUGAUGUAAACAUUGGGAGGUUGGGAGAACACGAGAUAAGCGUAGGAAACGACGACGCGAGGUGGAGUGGUUUCUAGCUUAUCGACCAUUUUACAAACCAUUUUACAUAUCUUUUAAUAAAUUACCAAUGAAAGAGGAACGAAAACCGUGUUUACAUACGCUCAUGUAAAGUGGUUUUAUGGCCAAUCAGAGCGCGCGUACUAUUUGAAUUAUUUUAUAGUGAAAAAAUGUAAAAUGGUUUCCGUGUUUACAUAGCCUGAUGUAAACACCUGGGAAGUUGGGAGAACACGAGAUAAGCGUAAGAAACCACGACACGAAGCGGACAACUUUUUGCGGUGGCUCCAGGCUCCGUGCAGGUGUUAUAAUUCUCGGAAUCUUGGGCCUUUUAAGUUCCAGCAGUUAUUAAUCGUAUAACCACCGGAGAUAUCAACAAACACUUUUAAAAAAUGUGUAAAACCUUUUUGAUUAUCUUUUGACUGAUUAAUUGAUUGAUUAUGUUUUUUUAAUAAUCAUCUCUAAAUAAAGCAAUGGUCAGAUUGGCUUACGUUUCUCUUGCAUUCGGAGGCAUCUCAUUGUUGGUGAACCUGUUGCUUCUGUUAUCCAGCUCAGUAAGUCCAACACAUUAAUUCUAAGAACGUAAUUUUAGCAUGUAACUGAAAAAUGAUUCAAGAAGAUAAGAUAUUAUGACGAAAUUUGUCUGAGAGGUUCGUAAUUAAUUCUUCUCUUAGAAAUUUAAAACUAUUCGGUAGCUUAUUCAACGAAAACGGCUUUUCUAAGUCACAAUUUCAUGAAUUAAUUUUGCUUUGAUAGUAGUGAGUUCCAACGAUUAUCUCACAUUAAUUCAACACUUUAAACACAUUAAACUAUUUUAAUUAUUUUGUCCGUGUUUACAUAGCCUGACGUAAACACCUGGGAGGUUAGGAGAACACGAGAUAAGCGUAGGAAACCACGACGCGAAGCGGAGUGGUUUCCAGCUUAUCGAGUUGAAUUAUUUUAUAAUGUUCUAUAAAAUGUUCUGGGAGUUGACUUAGACAGUUUUUCGCAACACCAGGCUUAACUGGUGUGUGAGAAUAGGAAAAUUUUUUUACGGUAGAAAAAUUCAGGUUCAACUUUCUCUUGUGUCAUUCAAAACAAUGGCUUGUAUUGCGGAACAAACGGAGAGUGAUCGCAAUUUUUUUUUUACUUUCUCUUUCGCCAGACGCUAUUUGAUACAAAGCGCUUUGUCGAGCUUUGAUUAGCAUAUCAAUGAAGAAGACAUGAACUUUGCAUACGCACGUGAAGUAAAAUAACUUAAUUAUUGAAUGAAAUCAAUAGUAACAUUAAACAGGGUAAAAUCUCAAAAGUAACAGGUUAAAAAGCAUCCAGCAGCUAAGCUUGAAUCAGUUCACUUGAGCUUGAGGUUCAGUAGAGCAACUUCGACUAAUCAUCUUCGAUGGCAGUUUUGGUGACAACUUGUUGCUGUGACUCCAGCCUCCGUGCAGGUGUUACGAUUCUCGGAAUCUUUGGCCUGGUAAGUUGCAGCAGUUAUUAAUCCUAUAACAACCGGAAAUAUCCUUCUGCUUUUCAUAUCUUAGUAAUGGUAGUUCCGUACAAAUCGCGAACUUUAAGUUCCGGGAAAAGUAUACCUACAGCAAAGAUUAAACACGUGGAAUUUUGUUGCGUCGCGUUGAAUAAUUACACGAAUAUUAGUGAAUGAUUUCCAAAACGUUUUUCUCUAGUCAAUAACGACUAUAUUGUUACCAGUAAAAUGUCGUGGAAAAUAAUUUGUCAACGUCAACGCAGAGACAUAUGCGCAUUCUGAAAUUUCAGGACGACUGAGCAACUCAGUGCAAACUUCAUAACUUUCAUUCGGUCAAAAACGGGCAUUGUAGAAGAAAUUGUUUCACGGUAAAAUUAGAUGUUGCAGCUGCAACUAAUACUUUGAAGCAAAGAAAUGAUCCUCUCUGGUGACUUGCUGAUAAAGAAAUCGCAGACUGAGAAAAGACGCUGGAAAAGCUUCAGGCUUCAACAGCAUUCGAAGGGGUACCUCUCAGAUACUAGUCAUUCGAUGUUAUCAACAGAGCUACGAAGUCUCAUGACUGAAGCGAGGCAAAUUCUAUCGGGUUCUUCGUUCCUUUAAAGGAAUCUGAUUUUUUUAUAGAAAUGUAAUUUGAUCUGGAGAUGAUAUUGAAGUAAAGACUCGAUCAGUGUAGGUGAGCUGUUACUAAAGAAACCGAAGCAUUCUGUAUUUGCUUUGGUAUAUCAAAUCUGAUCUGUAGUUGCGUUCCUUCUUUUUCAGAUUGCAUCAUCUUAUUCAAUUUAUUACCACAAUCAGUUAAUCAAAGUUUACAAGCAUGUAGAGGAGAACCCUGACAAAAUCAGCCAAGAUUUACCUUUCAGCAAAAAAUAUUUACCGGGUAUUACAGUUUACUUUUGUCUUGUUCCGUAAAAUCCGUUGGGAAAAACACGUGGUUAGGACGAAAAUAUUUCAUUUGUGAGAUCAUUUCUUGAAUUUUGUGAGUUUUUUAAUGACUUAAAUAUGCAUUUUACAUUGGUUCGUGAUCUUGUGUGAAAAUGAAAUUUCAACAAACACUUUUAAAAAAUGUGUAAAACCUUUUUCUGCAAAAACGUACCGUAUCAGUCAAGACUGUCUCUCAUUUUUUGAUUAUCUUUUGACUGAUUAAUUGAUUAAUUAUGUUUUUUUUUAAUGAUCAUCUCUAAAUAAAGCGAUGGUCAGUUUGGUUUACGUUUCUCUUGCAUUCGGAGUCAUCUCACUGUUGGUGAACCUGUUGCUUCUGUUAUCCAGCUCAGUAAGUCCAUUACAUUAAUUCUAAGAACGUAAUUUUAGCAUGUAACUGAAAAAUAAUUCAAGAAGAUAAGAUAUUAUGACGAAAUUUGUCUGAGAGGUUCGUAAUUAUUUCUUCUCUUCGAAAUUUAAAACUAUUCGGUGGCUUAUUCAACGAAAACGGCUUUUCUAAGUCACAAUUUCAUGAAUUAAUUUUGCUUUGAUAGUAGUGAGUUCAAACGAUUAUCUCACAUUAAUAAAACACUUUAAACACAAAAUGCAAAACACAAAUCGCCAAAUUGGCAGAUUUCGCUUCAAGUUCAAUCGCCAAUUUUUGUUUUUGACUUGACCCAAACAGUCGCAGCAUGGAGCGCUGACUUAUACUUACUUAUUUGUAAGUUUACGUCACUGGUCAUCGUUCUUUUUUGUCGCAGGGUGACAGGUGUUUGGCAUUUCCUUGGCUUGGGUGGAACAUCUGCGAGCUCUUUUGCAGUUUUGUAGUGUUCAUAUUUUACAUUUCCAUCUGGAAUAGGGUAAAUUGAAACAACCUUUUCCUUUUUUUAUGAAUUACUGAUAGAGAGUUUUCAACGAACUUGACAUGAUGUCUGUUUCCUUCUAUGUUACAGUAUGACAUCUUCCUAGUUAUUUACGGCAUUGCAUGGUUGCUGUGGGUAUGUUCUAUUUCAGUCUUAGAUCAAUUUCUUUUUGAGAGUGGAAAAAAAAACUGAAUUUGCAUUGAUUUUGCCUUGGCUCUGUGGUUGGUUCAGAAAACUCACGUCACUAAGCAAUCAGACGCAAAAUUAAAACUAAUCAUGACUUGCUCAAGUAGUUUAAGGCCUGGGUUUUAUUUUGGUUCGAGACCCCCAGCAGAGUUUCAAGCUAUUCAAUCGCAGAGUAGUAACAUGGCGGCCGAUUUUCGAUUAGUACGUUCACGGUUUCGAGGAAGUUAAGAUCGAUUUCUAGCCUAAAUUUUUCAGAAGACGCUGUUUUUUCGCAGAUGUCAGCUUAACAGUUGAGGUGAGUGUUGGUUUUGUGUUAUUUUCCAGAUAAUAGCAAUUUGCUGUAGCUGCGAAUUGACUAAUGCGUACACCAUAAAUUAAGAGCGUUCAUGGAAAACGCAUUUUUUUUGGUUUAUUAAAUUAGGUACUAAAUUUUUCUGGUAUGUUUUGGAAAGUUUCAUUCUCAUCAGUAUGGGAUGAGCUUAAAAUUUUUAAACCUCGGUGUGUAACCUUUCCGUUAACGUAGAUCACGUUUGUUUAUCAGAUUAAAAACCGUGGAACUUUCUUCCCCAGUCAUAAAUUUAACUGUGAUCUGCAGCACAACACUUUUCUAGGCAACAUUACAAUGAGAGUACUUUGAGUCCUAUGAGCUUCAACAAAGGGAAUUUAUUAAUUAAGUUACGAUGCAUAUACGUUUCGAAUUAAUGAGGAAAAUUAAAGCUAUACUUAUGCAGUUGUGUUCUUACAUGUACAGCGAAAAAUAUAUUUUAGCUAAAUCGAUCACGAGAGAGUUGUCAAAAUGAGUUGUCGGUUUUAACCUUUGAUGACAAAGACUUAAGUUACAUUCCAAAGGUUAGUGAUAUGCCCAUGACAAAAAAUCAAAACAAUAUUUUUAAUCAUACUUGACAAUAUUGUUUAUUAUACUUUUUUGUUUACAGCAAAUUCUGUUGACAUCCAACAACACUGGAAUCUGUUGAAGUGUUAUGGGAUCUUAUGAAGAAUUAGAAUAAGCUGGAAGGUAUAUAUCCUGUGAUAAAUAUUAUUGAACAUAACUGACUGAAUGACCGUCAAGGAAAUGCUUAUAUGUGACUGUGACGGGAUUGGCUACAUAGGUGUCAUCUAAUUAUCAAGAGAUGGCACCUGAAGCUGGUUGAUGUUUUGAGGUGGUUUAAAUUUGUCCUUUCUGAAUUUUCUACAAUGAAAACACUUAUUUUUUUCUUGUUUGAGCUUGCCUUCUGAUCAGUAACUGCAAGUUAUAUUACUGAUUAAGAAAGACUUUUAACUUGAUUAUGAAACUGAGUUAGAUGGUUUCUAAAGAUCUUUUUACCCAUAUGAGAGGGGUGUACAUGUAUUCCCUGAGUAUUUGUUAGUGAACUGAGUGACAUAGUAAUAUCUUUGGGCACCAUGUUUAACUUGCUGGUCUGUAGAACAACCUUGAACUUGCUCAUUUGUUUUUCAAAUACAUCAGUGUCUACUCCCUGAGACUUUGAAUACUCUUUUAAAACCUGCCCAGCCUUGGUUGGUGGAACAAUUGCCCCUUGUCUACUAAUGGUACUCAUUGACAAUGACAUCCAGCAUCAGCUGCUAAAGGUCCCCAUCCAAUAUAUUGGGAACAGACAACCUCUGUUGUCACUUUGGUGUAUUGUUGACCCUUUCCUUUGCUUUAUUGAUGAAUUUGGAGCAUUCCAUUGUUCUUUGCCCUGCAAAUUAUAUGUGCUGAGCCAGGUGAAGGCCUACAUAAUUUUUCUUUUAAGAAUUUUCAACAUUCUUUAUUAAUUUAAUUUUUUCUUCACAAUUUUUUCUUUGCAUUAACAGGUGAUUCCUUCUUUGUUAACCCAGCCUCAGGAACCAUGGAUAUUACUUCGCCAAAGGACUUUACCAAUCGCUCCUUACAUACUUUGUCAAAUUCAUGGUAGAUUACUGUCCCAAAGUUUUUCACCUCUUUCUGUGUUUUUUUGGGAAGUUUUUUCGCCAGUCAGUUCUUUUGCUUGACUGUUAACAUCUGUAAAUGGCUCCCUUUUGCUCAUCACACAGCAUGUAUUUUUUUUGUAUAGGCUACUUUCUACUGUUGUUAAAAUAAAGCAGUAACACCAUGCAGGGGUGAUUUACCCGGGCAGUUUGCUGCCAGCUUUCAAUAGAAAAAGUUUUUAGCUACAUCCUCUAUUUUUUGAUGGUGAACACUGUGAAAUUUAGUGAUCAGUGGCCAUAUAAUUCUUGAGAAAAAAGCAUCAAUGAUAGGAAUUUUUGUUUGUAGUUGAUGCUGCUUUUUCCUAUUUGUAAGUAUUUGGAAACCUUCAAAAGAUUUGUAGAGGAAAGAAUACUUUCACUGACAUGUUGAUGAGGAUAUUCAUUGAAAUUUCCUCAUACAACCGAUACCUCUUUUCCAGAUGCCAGCUUAUGUAUGCCUUUUCAGACUCAUUAUCGUAUCUUGUUAUUAUUUCUUAUUCUCUUUCCUUUUGAUUUUGUUGUACUUUUUGAAACUUGUCAGCAUGAAAAUUUGUGCAAUGUGAGCAUGCAAAUUAUUUCUCCAUCAAAAUGGGUUGAAGGGAAGAAUCUGAUUUUAAAGUUCCUUGUUUGUCACCUUUUUUUUUUAUUAAUGCUAGCCUAAAUAAGACUAAAUAUUACUUAAAAAAUGGUUUUUGUAAGUUCAAAGUGCAGGAGUGUUAUGUUAAAGCACCAAUACCAGAAGUAAUUUUUCCCCUCCCCGUCCUUUUGCGGCUUAACAUUGUUACUUGUUGGUAAACUGAUUUCGCAGCCAAGGCAAGAGAAGCAUUUGGGAAUUUUUAUUUAAAAGCUGUCGUAUAUUUCACUCCAUAGGAAACCAUAAGCCAUACAAUGCGUUCCACGCGUUGAAAUUGCAUAAAAAACAAUAAAUACAAAAAACCCAAAUUAUUAACCAUCACUGAAGUAUUUCAGUAUUCCUAGAAUUACAAGAAUCACAAACAUACUGUUCUAGAACACUAAAUAGUAUAUAAGUCAGUGUUUUAGGCAGUACCACUUUUCGCCGCAGUGAUUGUCCUGCGACCGACGCUGACAACCAUAUUCGAUUUGCGCCUUCGUAAUCAGCGGUUUAGUGUAAUAGUCGGUUCGUCAUUAUGUAUUAUUAUCGAAAGUAAACAAAAUGGCAGCAUUUUUCGUAGCCCCAAAAGGGUUAAUUAUAACGCUCCCGCCGGUGCCGAAGUUUUCGUUUCACGCAAUAAUUUCUUGAAAAAUGGAAGAAGGUAUUGAUAAACUUUGUCUUCACGUUCGAAAUGAUGUGUUAAGUACAGUUGAUAACAAACAAAAUGCUAUUAAGUUUACGAAAGUUUUUUCGCAGCUCUUAAAAAAUCUUAAUUCCCUUUUGAAGGAACGAAGGAAGUUCAUUCCAAACGUAGAUGGCUAGAAAUUUUUACUGAGUAUUUGUUUCAUUCAUUGAUCAGUGAAGAGUGUGUGUAAAUCUUACCAAUUCCGAUAAAAACUGAUUGAGUAGCGUUUUGAUCACGUGACCCGACACGUGACUUUCGUCGUCGGUAUUGUUGCUAUAAGGUAAAAGUUCUUACGGAAAACUAUCUUUCACGAAAGUUUGAGCGCAAUCGGCUGUGUAUUUGCGGAGAUAUAGCUCUUUAUUUUCUUAGGGCGACUUACUAUCUUGACCCAGGCCCUAAACUACUUGAAUGGUCGCCCUGGUUUUCCCGUGCUUUAGGCACUCUAGUUGUUUUACCUUAAUCUAUAGCUGCCUCUUCCAAGUGUUUUUCUUUUUUUCUGAUUACUUGGUCGGUUCUGGUUUUAAAAUACUCGGUCAAAAAACGCUCUACUCUCCUAUUCAAUUCACUACAUACUCUUAAAUUGAUAAUUGCCUGGGUCUGAACUCAUUGCCUCCCUCUUUUUUCUCUAAGAUCUACUUCACUAUAGUGGUGUAUUCGUACAUCGAAGCCCUUCGUGAAGAUCCUUCGGGAACGAGUGCAGGAUUUUCUCCCCCUCUGACAGGCGGUAACCAAAGCCAGAUGGUAAUUACAUUUCCAUUGUUGUAAUGCUACAUGACCUUCAAAGUCAAAUUCGCUAUGAACAUUUUUGUGUUACAGAGCAAAAGUACGCUACUAUAGCAGAUUGAAUAGCAUUCCAUUUAAGGGCAAAAGAGGACGCUCUUCAAAUGCUAAAGCUAUUAAUAUUGGUAACGAGAGCAAGUGAAGUCCAGUUCGGUCUGCAAUCAUACAGGUGAUUAAGAAAAUCGGACGACCGCUAAGCUAUCAAUCUCGUGAUUUGUCAGUCACGAAUAUAUUUAUAGACAGAAUUGGACAUCACAAAGUCCUUUUACCCAUAAAUCAUAACCAUUACAAUUUCGGGAAAAAACCCAAUACAUCUAGGACAAACAUCUCCGCUAGAGAAGAUGUCUUAAUUUUAAAAAAUUCCUCCAUUUGGGAAAUUCCCCAGUUUUUUUUUCUCUUUUAUUCAGGAUGAGUAGUUGUUGCUAUUGUUAUUGUUAUCAAUUCUGUGAUUGGUGGAUUUAGCUGAGUGGACUUAGUAUAACUGGAAAAUUACAGCCGGCUGUCCGAUUACACCGUUCGAUUACAACGGUACAGAAUGAUUAGUGAAAAAUAAAUCAGCUAAUGCAGCACUCACAUUUGAGGAAAUUGUAACGGUUGUGAUUAGGGCUGGAAUAAGGUACAUUAGUGUGACUCUGGUGUGUCACUUACAAUCUGCAAUACUUGAACCCCAUAGCAUCAGUUCUCUUCCCUAAAGGUAAUGUAUAUUUUAAUACAUGACGCUGAAAAUCCAUCUUAGCUUAGGUAUCCUAACAGCAUUUCCAUCUCAGCGUAUCCAGACUGAUAUUUCGACUCGAGAAUUCUGUUAUCCGAACGAUUGCCUUUCCCGCGAAUCAAUUUUUAGCUGUGUAAUGGCUAGGUUCAAACUGCUCACUUCUACUCUGCCUCUAAGUUUAACUUGAACUGCGCUUUCUGAAUGGUCAACUGGUUUAACUGCGAGUGAAUAAGACUUUUUUCAGCAAUUAACGAUCCAUUUCAAGAGAUUCUAAACUAUAUUCUCUCGUCCACUUAUUCUACUUGGGAAUGAAAUUUAAGUAACCCAACGACCACAUUGUAACCUGCGAGAAAGAAACAAAGCCCGUUAGAGUUGGAGCCAGUCAGCAAGGCGAGCACGCGAAAGGACUAUUAGGGUAUUGUUCGGGAACCUCUCUCGCGCGCGCUCACAUCGCUCCCUGGCUCGAAAGGUGCAGUCCUCGCCUCUCGUGUCACACUGCCAAUGAGAGCACGCUCGCAAGCUAACCACACAUAUAUAUACAUAUCAAAAUUUAUUUUUUCCCAUUUAUACCAGAAGAAGAUUAAGCGAGCCAAGUUGUAAUGAUUUAUUGAGGAAGUUUUUUUUUCUCCAUUUUUCUUCUUUGUUUUUAUUAUUUCACAGGCUUGGAUGCCACCCCCUCCAUACGCAGUAUCCCAGAGGGGCACUGUGUAAAUUCAGGAGAACAUUGUGACUGCCCUAAGAGAUUACUGAUCAUCGUUUUAAUAUGGGCAUGAAACUGUUAGAGAGGCUGACUAACUUUAACUGAGUAUAACUGUAGAGAAUAUUUUAUUCUGAUUGAAAGCGAGUAGGAUUAAGAGGUGGGUCAGAGGAAUUUGGUUGAGUCACAAUAAAAUUUAACUGAUCCUCCAUAUGCACUGUAUUAUUCUGAUGACCCCAUUCCCAGGUUGCAGUCAAUUUUCUAUAGUCUCAGCCCCAGAAUAAACUGUAAUUUAGUGUUAACAACUGAAUUGAAAACGUAAAUUAGCCACCGUAAAGAGUAAAAAAGCUGAAGUUUCGAGCGUUAACCCUUCGUCAGAGCGAUUGGAGGAAUUGUGGGUUGUGUGUGGGUUUAUAUGCAGAAAGUGGGAAAUAUACCUGGGAAAUUUCCGACACUUCUUUGGCUUUUCCGGACAUCAAAAUUUCAAUUGAAGGCAACGGCUUAUGUACUAGUGUUUACUAUAAACCUAC